CGUUAACCUUGUUCUUGUGUUGACUCGGCGCACGGUCGAAGAUCUUGAGUGGAAGCCCUCCGUACUUAUCCCAGCAAAGCUCCAUCGGCGUCGGUCUCUCACUCAACUCUUCGCGAGGGACUUCCUAGGUUAAGAAUGGCCUAUACCCCUCACCCAGAUUCUCUCGAAAAUCGAAGUUCCCCUAUACAUAUACUUGUACAUAUACCUAUACCUACACCUAUACCUGUACAGAGGUAUUGGUAGCGCGAGUUGGAGUUAUUCUACUCUAGCUGCCCUGCCCCCAUUAAAACAGAGCAACGCCAACUGUCAACCGUCCCGCCAAACAAUUUGACAACGAAACGUCAUUCGCGACUCGUCUCGACUCACCAUGUCUCCAACUAUGAUGGCAGUCAUCUUUGCCAUGAUUGUCAUCCUUGGGUUGACUCUUUUGCGCCCGACUGCCCCUCGAGAUCCAAGAAGCCCUCCUGUGGCGUCCUCGACUAUCCCUUUAAUUGGCCAUAUUAUUGGUUUCCUACGACAGGGGAGCCUACCUGGGUACUCUAAGGUGACAUGACAUGAACUCCAUACAUUUCACAUUCUAACUAUCCCAAGCUCAAAACAUCCAUCCUGGCCAAUUUUCACCCUUGAAAUCUUCUCAGCCAAAAUUUAUGUGGCAACAUCCCCUGAUAUGAUUCGCUCUCUCUAUGCGAGCUCGAAAGCCCUGUCAUUUCAUCCCUUUACAGUAGCUUUCUCUACGAGGGUUCUUGGAGUCAAGAAAUAUGUCAUAGACAUCAUGGCAGCUAACAAUAGCGAAAAUCCAUACAUGCGUGCAAUCCAUGGGGCGUACAAAUGGUUUACUGCCAGGCCCCGAUUUGGUUCAGGUGAAUACAUCGGCUUUAGAUUCACUAGCCGAUGAGUUGAACACAAUUGGUACUUCAGAGCAACCCAAAAAACACUUCUUCGUUGGAUGCGGACUUCUUAUGCAAUCUCGUUAUCAAAGGCCUUUUAUGGACCCGACAAUCCGAUAUUGGACAAUCCGUCUUUUAUCCCACCAAUAUGGUAAUUCUAAGAAAUAUCCACUCCAAGUCCAAAACUAACACAUCUCAGGGACUUCGAAGAAAGUAUUCCAAUCCUAUUCGCAAAUAUUUUCCCGUCUAUCCUAGCACCAACAGCAAUCAAUACAAAAAAGCUACUUUUGCCUGCUUUCAAGGAGUACUACGACAAAGGUCUGGACAAGAAUGCAACGUAUUUCAUCAAAGCACGCGCUAAAGCAGCUCGCGAGUGUGGUAUUCCCAAUGCAGAUAUGGGCGCCUUCGAAAUCACAGUUCUGUUCGCGAGUCUCACGAAUGCCGUUCCCAACGCCUUUUCCAUGCUGUGUAAUGUUUUCGCGGACCCAGACCUUAAAGCCGAAAUAUGCGAAGAAGUUGCCGGCGUUACGACGAAAACUAUCAUUGACGGUGUAACCUACAUGACCAUUGAUACUACUGCAUUUACCGCAAAAUGCCCCCUACUCAUUGCAGCCUGGUAGGAAACCCUACGAGUCUGCGUCAACGUAAUCUCGAUUAGAGCAGUAGUAGAGGACGUCGUCACAAAAGAUAACUUUGCCCUUCAAAAAGGAGGCGUUGUCCAGCUCGCUACUGGACGCACUCAUCUAUCCGAGGAAAUCUGGGGCAAAGAUGCCAAAGUAUUCAACGCCCGGCGUUUCUUGGACGCAGACAAUCUUACCAAAGAAGAGAAAAAGGCUCGAACUCUUUCACCUUGGGGUGGCGGUAGGCAUCUUUGUCCUGGAAGGCAUUUUGCGUUCACCGAAGUGGGGGGGUUUGUUGCCAUCAUGGCCUAUGGAUUUGAAGUUAGGAUGCAGAAAGGAGGAGGGAAGGUUGAGGUGCCCCCUUUUAGGGUUCAGCAAGUUGGUAAGAACUCGAAAAGUCCUGCCCACGAUAGCGAGGUCUUUAUUAAGCGAAAGGAGGAGUUUAAAGAUGUGCGAUUCAGGUUUAAUGCUGAUCCUGCUUUAAGUAUUGUUCAAAAGCCAGUGGUUGGUGUGGAAUGA
Molecule: messenger RNA, 2026 nt
Organism: Hymenoscyphus albidus
Lineage: Eukaryota; Fungi; Ascomycota; Leotiomycetes; Helotiales; Helotiaceae
Source: the annotation of a GenBank genome assembly